AUGAACCCAUCAUCUUCUUCAAAGUUCUCAAAAUUUCUAAGGCUUGGGGUUUAUUCGUUUGACAUCGGAUUCACGUGAUUUUCGCGGCGUUGGAACGAGGAGAAGAUUGUCUACUGAUCUAACCUAUCAAUUAAAGAUUCUUCGUUACACAUCGGAAUUGAGUGAUUUUCGCGGCGACGGAAAGAGGGGAGGAAGACCUACUGAUAUAAAGCUUCAAUUCAAGACGCAUCGACGCAGCACGUAAUCGUCGGAGUUAGCUUAACGGGGUUCGGCUAUCAUUUUAAUGUCGUGCUUAUUGGAUGGCGAAUUUUGAUAAAAUGACUCAGAAAUCGACUGCCGCUGGGACUUCAAGAGGAAAACAGGCACAGAGGAAACGAAAGGGUGUUCCUCAUGACUCUAGCAGAUUUCUGACAGCAGAAAACAGUGACUGGUUCGACUCAUCUGCGUCAAACACGAUGAUUCUUGAGAAAACGGUCCAUCGAGAGGUUGAUGCGGAGUUUCAGAUCAGAGACGCUUUUGCUAGCUUGGGUUGGGCUAAAAUACUUGACCUCAAUGGUGAGUAUUACCCAACUUUGGUGAGGGAAUUUUACGCUAAUAUCAAGUACAAGGAGCGAGCAAAGGUGGCUGUCAUUGAGAGCUUUGUGCGUGGUCGACAAAUCAACAUUUCGAUGGAUUUGUUGAAUGAAUUGUUGGAACUACCAGUUCAAGGCGACGGUUGUCCUGAAUUUCAUGCCUUUAGGAAGGAAAUUAUAAGUGACAAGGAAUGGAGUGUGGAUAUUGCCAAGCAUAAGUUCCACAUUGAUUGGGCAGCAGAGAGGGGAAUGAGAUGCUUUCUAGCUAAGAAUUUGGAGCUUCGUCCGCGGUUGUUAGCUUAUCUUUUUGCUUUCAACGUUUCACCUAAAGCUAGUGGGCUGAACGAGGUACGAGUGACUGAUUUAUAUUGGAUGGAUAGGAUGUUGUUUGGUUUUCCAGGUCGAGUUCAGGGGAUACCUCUUGCUACCAUUAUUAUGGAUCAUAUUUUUGAUGCUGCACGGUUCAAGGGAAAAGCGCUGGUUUUUCCAAUUUUGAUUAGCAGAAUUCUUCAGAGGGCUCGGGUAGGGAUUCCGACUGGCGAAACCAAGGUCACGGAGCGUCGUGACAUGAUUACUUUUGAGACCAUCGAACGCCUCAAUUUUCAGAAAAUUCAAGGCGUUUGGCGAAAUAUUCAGGCUCAUCCUGUUCAGGCAGACGAAGUUCCACCACCUCCAGUUGUCUAUCCACUAGCUCCUCCAGCAGUUCCAGUUGAUAUACCAGUGCCACCUCCUGCCAGAGCACGUGUUCCAUUGCGCACUUUACUUAGACGUCUGACUCGCAUCUGUCAGAAUGUUCAGAGGGACGUAGCAGAUGCUCGGGCAGUUGUUGAUCGGAUUGAGACUGACGUAGCAGAGACACGGGCAGCAGUUCGUCGGAUUGAGCAGGAUGUGCGAACCAACCGAGAAGCGAUGGACGAAUUUCGCAGAGGGUCUCGAUCUCGCAGAGGAGGCAGUGUUUGAGUUUGUUGUUUUAUGUUGUUUUCGUACUUAUUAGUUAUCUUAUGUUUCAGUUUGACUUAUUACUUAUUAGUUCUAUUAUGUUUUAGUUUGCUUUAGGACUUAUUAGUAUUUUAUGUUA
Molecule: messenger RNA, 1650 nt
Organism: Mercurialis annua (annual mercury)
Lineage: Eukaryota; Viridiplantae; Streptophyta; Magnoliopsida; Malpighiales; Euphorbiaceae
Exons: 4
Coding region: 300-1532 (410 amino acids)
Source: RefSeq, a predicted model, not a curated record